Molecule: messenger RNA, 1107 nt
Organism: Perkinsus marinus ATCC 50983
Lineage: Eukaryota; Perkinsozoa; Perkinsida; Perkinsidae
Product: Cathepsin D precursor, putative
Exons: 1
Coding region: 1-1107 (368 amino acids)
Biological process (GO): proteolysis
Molecular function (GO): aspartic-type endopeptidase activity
Source: RefSeq, a predicted model, not a curated record
AUGCUCAUUCGACUACUCGCCUUGGUUUAUGUAUUUCACGUGUUGGAGGUCUCCCGGGGAGAAACUCUCAAGCUCGAGCUCAAUUACGGAUAUAUGCGUGACUAUGGCUUUGGAUUGUUUACUUUGGUCGUCGCGGAUGGCAAGCGCCUACAUACUCUCGUUGACACUGCGUCGGACUCCUUCAUUCUCAUCUGGAAGAGAUGGUUAGAGCAAGCUAGUGGACUUCCCUGCAGUGCUUGGCUCAUGGGGUGUUACAAAUGUUCGAAGUCUUGCUUGAAGGGUAAAGUGACGAAAGUUAUUAGUUUCGAAGACGACUACAUGGUGCACAUCGUUGAACAUAAAGCGAAAUUGACGCUGGGUCAGGUGUCACCGAUCCUCACUUUCGGACUGAUAUUCGGCCAGAAGCCUUCCAUCAGUGAAGUUGCUCCGUCUAACUCGAUGGGUCUCGGCUAUGAUAAAGGCGAUGUGAACUUCCCGUCUCUGAUGACGCAGUUGCUAGCAUCGAAAACUGUAACGACGGGCACCUUUGCUCUCUACUUGUCUCCUCCCGCUGAUCCCUCACAUAAUUACGCUGAUGGAGGCCUACUCCUGGGUGGAGGCGAUCCUGCAUUAUAUGAAGGUGGACUGAAGUACGUCGACUUCACUUCGGACAAACAUUACAUGGUAAAUCUUGACAAGCUACAAGUCGGUGAUGGACAUAUAACUCCUGGCAUCAAUAUGGAGUUAUACCUCGACACCGGCUCCAAUAAUCUAUACGUCCCAAAAUUAUACUAUAACGGUCUCAUUGAGGAGAUCAAAGCUCAAACUGACAAGGCUGCGGGUACGCAUGUCGACUUCACGUUCCAUACAGAGGAUGAGAUGUGGCAAUUCCCCUGCGAACACAUUAGAAAGUUGCCACGGUUGAGGUUUGGCUUGGGCCCUAAUGGCGUAACUCCAUUUACGAUGACAUACAUGAACUAUGCCAGGAAUAUAAGUAAUGUUUGUGCACUCCUGAUCUCGGAGGACGAAGGGGAUUAUUGGCUUUUCGGCGAUCGUAUGCUUAUCGGUAAUUAUUUUGAGUUCGACCCUACUUCCAAACGAGUCGGGAUCGGGAAGUUGAAAUCGUGA